Messenger RNA from Pieris brassicae (large cabbage white), 3542 nucleotides. It is a transcript of the gene Ppat-Dpck, whose product is annotated as bifunctional coenzyme A synthase. The record is from RefSeq and is a predicted model, not a curated record. Lineage: Eukaryota; Metazoa; Arthropoda; Insecta; Lepidoptera; Pieridae. Gene Ontology annotation, molecular function: ATP binding; dephospho-CoA kinase activity. Bases 651 to 2234 code for a protein of 527 amino acids. Gene Ontology annotation, biological process: coenzyme A biosynthetic process. The transcript has 10 exons.
GUAGUAACGUGUCUCUUGGCUGUGAACAAAGCAUUUUCGACAAUACAAUUACGCUAAAGCGGUAGUGUACGUCGAAUACUAAUAUGACUAGACCCCGCCAUAAAAUAAAAAAAUAUUUGGAAUAAGCAAUAAAAACUCCAAUGAAUUUGAUAAUACAAUACUGAAUACACUAUUGUUAGUUACACUAUUGUUAACACCUUGCGGUCAUACUUGAUGUAUAUAUUAUAAUUUAUAACCUUUAUUGCCUUAGAUAAGACUUUAUUAAACAUAUUUUGUACGAGUGUAAGAAUAAUAUAUAUAUUACUCAUUCGUUGUACGAUAUAUGUAUGUAUAUUACAAAUAAUAUAAUUAGGCCCUGCAAGAGAAAAUUUCAUAUUGUACGUGGAACGUCUUAAUUGAUUAAAAAAAAAUUUACCAAUCACGAACUAUCAUUUAAAAGCAAUAAAGUAACGUGUACAUAACGUUGAUAGUCGUACAGAACUUAAUCGUUGCAUUAUCAGUACACAUCCAAGUGAUUUUUGUUUCUCCUUAUAAAUUUAAUCUGUCCAAAGAACAAAGUGAGUUUCAAGGUACGAAGUGAGUACAUUUUGCAAUACUAUUUGCACAUAAGAAUAUGUUUUGGUUAUUAUAAUGAUAAAGUAUGUAUAAAUAUGUGUCACAGUUUACUUAGCGUUGCCAUAGCGGUAGUGUUACUAUCAAUUUCAUUAUCCUACUAUUUUGCAAAAAUGAAUUCAAAUACAGAUCUAAUGGCUUCAAAUGCUUUAUUAUUUGUAUCAAACACUGCAAAAACUCUGAAACUAUGUUUGCAAUCGUCAAGAUUUGUAAAAAAUAUACUUUACAUCAAAUAUAUUGGGGUGGAUAAUAAUUUAUCAGUAAUCAACAAACAAAUUAUUGAUAUAUAUUCAAAGACUGCCACUCAAAAUGAAAACCUAGACAUAAGAUUGAUCCUAAAACCUUUGGAGGGUUUAAAAAAACUCCAAACAAAUCAUCCUAUUGAUAUGAUAUUGACUGAUAGCAGAAUAGAAAAUCAAAAUCUUAAAGAACUUGUGUUGAAUAUAAGACCUGAAUGCCAACUGGAAACUAUUGAGACUGAAAAUGAAAUUGAAAGUAUGAAAGGUGAGCCAGUGAAGACUUAUGAAUAUGUAGCUCUUGGUGGUACAUUUGAUCGUCUUCACAAUGGCCACAAGAUACUUCUAUCACAGGCUGCCUUGAGGGCAACAAAACAUGUAACAGUUGGUGUCACAGAUGUUAAUAUGAUUCAAUCAAAAAUAUUAUGGGAACUAAUACAACCGGUUGAAGUAAGAAUCAAAGCUGUAAAGGAUUUCCUCUCUGAUAUAAAUCCAGAUUUGGAAUACAAUGUCCUUGCUAUACAGGACUUGUAUGGACCAACAAAAGAUGAUCCUAGAUUUGAAAUGAUUGUACUUAGUGAAGAAACACACAGGGGUGGUGUUAAAAUUAAUGAAAAGAGAAAAGAGAAUGGCAUAAGAGAGCUAGACAUGCAUGUGAUUGAAUUGGCACAUGAUGACCAGCAUUCGUCAGAGGAAGACGCGAAAUUAAGUUCCAGCAAUCAAAGAAUGCGACUAUUGGGAACUAUGCUGAAAUCUCCAAAGCCAAAUUCAAAUAUCCCAGUUACUCCGUAUGUGAUUGGCUUGGCAGGAGGUAUUGCUAGUGGAAAAAGUAAUAUUACAGAAAAGCUCAAGUUAAAAGGUGCCGCCAUUGUAAACUGUGAUUUAAUAGCACAUGAGCUAUACAAGCCGGGGUUGCCAUUAAACAGAACACUUGCCAAAACAUUCGGUAAUCAUAUUAUAACAGCGACAGGCGAGAUAGAUAGGAAGAAGUUGGGGGAUAUUGUUUUUAGUGAUACGAAAGAACUAAACAAAUUGAACCAAACAGUAUGGCCGUUUAUUAUUGAGGAGGCUCAAAACAGAAUCAAAGUACUAGGAGAGCAGGGAUAUAAAGUAGUUGUUAUGGAAGCUGCGGUUAUGAUACAAGCGAAAUGGUUCCAGUACUGCCAUCAACUAUGGGCCGUUAUUGUACCACCGAAAGAGGCAAUUCGUAGACUUCAAGAUAGGAAUAAUUUGUCCGAAGAGGAGGCGAAGAAACGGGUUGAAGCACAACCAUCAAACUGUGAACAAGUGUCCGAAGCAAAUGUUGUGUUCAGUCCGUACUGGAGUUAUGAAUUCACGCAGCAACAGAUCGAUAAGGCGUGGGACGAAUUGCAGAAAUAUCUGUGAUUUUUUGAUAUUUUCAUACCCAUUUAAGGGGCGUAACCGCAUAGCGUUUUGACAAAUAAAUUAUAAGGGGAAAAACAUAUUGUCAAUAGCAGGUUAAAAAAAGUUUUGUUACGAUAGGCGGACUCACCCAAGUACCAUCUAAUAACGUCAAAUAAUUGGGAACAGGUGAUGUCGAUAUGUGUCAAGUUAGCUUAUGUUAAGCAUAGAUGGCGGAAUUUGCAUAAGAAAUUAUAGUUUUAUAAUAGGUAACUAAAAUAACAGACUUCAACGGAGAAAGCUUAAAAUCUUUUUAACUAAGUACGACUUUGCAGUCUCGUUAUUUCAUAACAAUAACUAUUAUUAGAUAAUUGCGCAAUCUAUGCUUAAUAUAAGCUAACUAGAAACAUUUCUACGUUGUUUCCAAUAUUUGUAAUAAACCAAGAUUAUUUCGAGUGAUAUUGAAUUUAGCCAAUUAUUCUUUAUUGAUAGUUACUGAGUAUGCGCACUGGUGUUCAGUCAUAAGUAAACAAAGAAUAUUUGUAGAUGUCUUAAAUAUUACGCCUCUGGCACUUAGGGGGCGUUCAAGUAUUACGUAACGACUUUUGGGGGGUCCUCUUGUAAAACGUUACGAUGCGGGGCUCGGAUUAAUUACGCUUUAUUGUUAAUAUAUAGGCAAUUUUUUUAUAGAAUUUCGAUACACAAUAUGACCUCAACCUUGGGAUGGCGCACAACAGAAACUUAUAAAGGUCGAAAUCACUAGAGUUACAGAAUUACACGUGUUGCGCCUUGUUUAAAAAAAAUAAACUCAGUGAUAGUGAACACAAGGGUUAUUGAACUAUUUCUACGAAGGCGGAUCGGCAAUUGUGGGCAUCAUCAAAUGAUUUUUUCUUGAGUUUCUUGUUUAUUAGAGGUUAUUGAUGAAUUUGUAGUUUAGGUUUUUGUAUGUUUUGCUCUUUAUUAAGGUCAGUUUAUAUUUACAGACAUUGAGGGUGCCACAGACAAAAUAUUAUAAUAUAUUCUUCUCUACAAUGCAUUACAUAUUUGUAUCGUGCUUCAGACGCCAACAUUCACUGAAAUAAUUAUUUGUCUGUGCGGUCAAACGGAAAGAUCGUGUUAUGUGUCAUGGUCGAAAACGAAGCGCCGCAUCGUUUUCCCUCCAUUUUAUAUUAUUUCCCGCCAUGUUUGACACGGUACUUGUCAGUCAUGCCGUGUUUGGAUGGCCAGACAAUACAUGUGAUACCAAAUAAUUAUGUGUAAGGGUAAAUGUUUAUUAUAUAAUUAGACUUAGAUUAUACGAAAUCAAUUGUUUUGUUUUAAUAAAAUAUAUUU